AUGCCGUUCGCUAGGAUUGAUGGCAUAGAAAUCCACUACACAGACACACCACCUUCCUCGUCCAAUGCAACCUCCUUGACCAUAGUCUUCGUUCAUGGCCUGGGUUCUACUCAGAACUACUAUGGACCUAUCCUACCCUAUCUGACCCGCUACCGUUGUGUUACCUUUGACAAUUAUGGCGCUGGUCGUUCACGAUACUAUAGCGAACUUCAUCCAGAUACUAGCAUCGAGGCUAUUGCGGGGAAUGUGCUCGGGCUCAUGGACCAUCUGGCAAUAGAUAAGGCAGUUGUCGUGGGGUAUAGUAUGGGCGGAAUGGUGCCAACGACUAUUGCGAGUAGCAACAAAGGAGCUGAUAGAGUGAUUGCCUGUGUUUGUAUUGGGCCAGUCCAUCCGAGUGAGCAAAUUGCUCAAAUCUUUAGUGACAGAAUAAAGACCGUCAUGGAAGGCGGCAUUGAAACAAUGGCCAAUACCAUACCUAAUGCCGCGACGGGACCAAGAACAACGGUUCUCCAGAAAUCCUUCAUCCGUGAGAUGAUCAUGUCUCAAGAUCCAGAGGGUUAUUGUGCAAACUGUCGAGCCAUAGCAACAGCUAAAGCGCCCAACUAUGCCGGUGUCACCUGUCCGGUUUAUAUCAUUGCUGGUAGUGUUGACAAAAGUGCACCCGCGAGUGGCUGUCAAUUCAUUCACGACCAGCUAGUGAACAGCUCGGGGCGAAAGAUCGAUCUUAUUCAAGAGAUGGGCCAUUGGUAUUGUGUUGAAGACCCAGACCUGCUGGGCAAGAUGGUCGCUAUAUGGAUUGCAGAGGUUGCCUGA
Messenger RNA from Lithohypha guttulata, 813 nucleotides. RefSeq lists its product as uncharacterized. NCBI's taxonomy places the organism in Eukaryota, Fungi, Ascomycota, Eurotiomycetes, Chaetothyriales, Trichomeriaceae. The coding region runs from base 1 to 813 and encodes 270 amino acids. Gene Ontology annotation, cellular component: mitochondrion. The record is from RefSeq and is a predicted model, not a curated record. Gene Ontology annotation, biological process: acylglycerol catabolic process. The transcript is spliced from 2 exons. Gene Ontology annotation, molecular function: monoacylglycerol lipase activity.